GCAGUCCGUGUAAACACCGAAAGAACAACCGCUUCACUGUGUUCCGCAGCUUCUCGUCGUCUUCGUCAUCCUCUCGAACCCCGCGCGGCCUUCGACCGCACCAGCGUUGUGGCUUGUCCUUCACCGGGUGUGCAAAGCGGCGGUCUUUCUCGUAGUUGAGCCAAUCAUCGGAGGCAGCCGUCGCGGAGGUGGACUCGUCGCCUAGCCGUGCUGCCAAUCUGUCUCUCGUGGACAAUGCGUGUCGUCGUGAUGGCCCCCCGGCGUCUAGAUGCUGUCAAAGACCGCUUGCUGCCACCUGUUUGAGUAGCCCCGGCUAGCUGGCUAGCUGUCGAGCUCCGUCUAGCUCAUUUCGAAGCGGCACUUCUCCAUCCGGGAAGACCGCCUAGGGCUUGGCCGGCAGGUUAGAGCAGCGCGUCGUCGUAAUAGGUACGCCCGCGCGGAACCCGACUCUCGAGAUGUUACGCAAGAGUGAGGUCGCCCUAAUGCCCAUCCACCUGGCGUCGCAUCUAAGUUGAUGCUCGGCUAAAAGCUCAGCCGUCGUCACCGUUCUUGUAUAGGUAUUAGCAGCAUCAACUUGUCACCAGUGCUCGGUGUCAUCAGGGUCGAAUCUACUGUACCUCCGUCAUCCGCGCGUUUGUUGUGUGUCAUACUCAUUUCGCCACGUGUCUUACCUCCGACAUCGUCACCACACAUCUGCUGGCAGAGUCAUCGUUCCUUAUCAUUGCUCGUAAGCUGGAUUUUCGGUGGCAUUAGUCACUCGUCGAAGGCUGGACCUUCUUCGUUCGAACGGGUCUUCCAUUCAUCUGAAGAAAAGCUUCGGGCGUGAAGCCACGUCGUUUGUUCAUAUCUUAACAGCAUCUCUUUUCGACCGUUCACUCGUUCUCUUGAGGGACGCUUCUUGUGAUGGAGUAUCGUUUCGUGAAGUGAGUGCAAAGUAAUAGUCGUACCAUAGCUCUGUCUGCAUUUAUAGCUUCGGUGAAAUAAUUUUGUGGGCCUCAAUUCGUUUCGUUUGUAAAGGGUGACGUACACCGACGUUUUACGCAUUCGUCAGCUAUCGUGGUCACUAGUUCUUCUUAUUGUAGUCGUCUCGUAUAGCCGGCCACUACGCGGUCCUUCUUGUUCUUUUCUUUUUUCACGCCACCACGCACUUUGAGCGUUGCUUCGUCAGCUCAGCAACGUCACAGCGGGUCAUUGUUAAGCAUCAACGACUGCUCAAGUGAUCGUCGAGCUGCGCGUCGCCCCUGGUACUUCGGGCUGUCAACACCACCACCAUGGCAAAGAAAGUCAACGUGCCGUCACAGCUCAAGCCCCACAAGCAGCAGUUCCCGAGAAGUGUGUCAGCCAGCAGCAGCGUCUACAUCUUGUCUGCGAAUGUCCCCACGAAUGACAUGGAGCAGGAGUUUCCACGGGUCAGCUCCCAGGUUCCCUUGUCCCCGCGGGGAGGCGAGGACGAGGAGCGGGGCUCGGACGGCGAGUACGUCGAACGCGGCACUUGGACCGGCCGCUUCGACUUCAUACUCUCCCUGCUGGGGUACUCGGUCGGCCUCGGAAACGUCUGGAGGUUUCCAUACCUCGUCUACAGCAACGGAGGCGGGGCCUUCCUGAUCCCGUUCUUUGUGAUGAUGAUCCUUGCGGGACUUCCGCUCAUGUUCAUGGAGCUGUCCUUCGGGCAGUACUCUAGUCUGGGGCCCAUCGCCAUCUUUGAGCGCUUCUGCCCUCUCUUCCAUGGUCUAGGCUACGGUAUGGUGAUUGUGUCCGGCAUCGUUAUGCUCUACUACAACCUGAUCAUCGCCUGGACGCUGUUCUAUAUGUUCGCAUCCUGGUCCAAAACGCUGCCUUGGGAAAAGUGCGACCCGGAUUGGUGCACUCCAGCUUGUUAUCAGUACGAGGACGCCGACGCGUGCUUCAGGAUCAACGGAUCCUACUACAACCAGACCUGCUUCAACCAAAGUAUGGCCCAAGAACUGAAUAUAUCAGCGCUUGUAAAGAACAUGGCAAAGCGAACGCCAUCGGCUGAAUACUUCAGGUUCUUCGUGCUCGGCGAGUCUCCCAGUAUACGAGAAACGGGCGAGAUACGGUGGCCUUUGGCCUUGUGCUUGCUACUUGCCUGGAUCAUUGUCUUCCUAUGCCUCUGCAAAGGCGUCCAGUCCUCGGGAAAAGUGGUGUACUUUACUGCCCUCUUUCCUUACGUGGUGCUGGUGAUAUUGUUUUUCCGCGGUGUUACCUUGCCCGGUGCCUAUGAGGGAAUCAUGUUCUACGUCACGCCCAACUGGAGGCUACUACUUACCCCGCAGGUCUGGGGAGAUGCGGCGGUGCAGAUAUUUUUCGCUCUGAGUCCAGCCUGGGGCGGACUCAUCACACUGUCGUCUUACAACAAGUUUCAUAACGACUGUUACAAGGACUCCCUGAUUGUGUCCGUGAGCAACGUGCUCACGAGCAUUUUUGCCGGCUUCGUGAUCUUCUCGGUGAUCGGGUACCUGGCGCACGAGCUGAACGUCGAAGUGGAGCACGUCGUGGACCAGGGCGCCGGCCUCGCCUUCAUCGUCUACCCCGAAGUUGUGGCCCGACUGCCGGUCGCGCCCCUCUGGGCCUUCCUCUUCUUCUUCAUGCUGCUCACACUCGGCCUCGACAGUCAGUUUGCUCUUCUAGAGACCGUGUCAACAGCAAUCUUUGACCGAUUUCCGAGCCUUCGAGAAAAGAAGACACUUGUGGUUCUCGCAAUAUCAGUCUUUGGCUACUUCGGAGGUCUAAUAUUCACGACACGGGCUGGAGUCCACUGGCUGGAGCUAUUCGACAAGUACGCCGCAAGUCUGUCCGUGCUAGUCAUUGCCAUUGGAGAGUGCACACUUAUCGCCUGGCACUAUGGCGCGGAGAAAUUCCUCUGCGACAUCGAGAAAAUGAUCGGAUCUCGCUCCUACACAUGGACACUGUUCUGGACCAUCAUGUGGAAAUACUUCACACCAGCCACGUUAGUGUUCAUCCUGAUCUUCAACAUCAUGGAACACUCUCAAGCGAAAGGCAAGGACUACCCACCUUGGGCCAUCGGCGUCGGCUGGACCAUCGUGUUCAUACCGUUAGUCACCAUUGUCGUCCUCAUGAUCAUCAAGCUCUGCUCGGUGCCUAAAGGCAGCCUGGGACACCGUGUGGCCGUCACCAUGAGGCCCACCGAGGGCUGGGGGCCGGCGCAGACGCAGCAGUCACUGAGGCCCGACGUCACGGAUGAGAAUGGUAGCAUGAACGGCGGUAUCGGGCGCGAGAACUCCUUCGACAACCCCUCCUUCAACGUGACUUACACGUUCGAGACGACUAUCUGAUGACUGCAGGACCUCUGCACCUCCCUGCGAAGCAAGAGCAGGGCUAACGACUGAGUCCGAGCCGCCUCCAGGGCGGCUAACCGGACACAGCGGCCGAGGUGCAGACGGGCGCAUCCGCGCUUCAAUCAAAGCCGAUGACUGAGGAGCAUCGAGUUGGACACGGUCCCUACCCAACUCUCCACUAUGGUUCAACUUGAGAACUCGUGUGGACACUCGGUGCCAGGUGACACGGGUGCGGCGCCAGGGUUUGACGUUUACGGGAACGCCGCUUAAGGUUCAGGAUGUGAUGAAGCAGCAUGUUUCUUCGCGAACGCUUUGUUUCGUUGGCGGAGGAUGUUGGCCGGACGUAGGAAAAGGUGUGUCAGAUUGCGCUCCUUUUAUCCUUGCCAGGUCACGCACGUGAGCAGCCGUGAGACCUUGAUUGGCGACUCCGCGGAGUUCACCUUUUCGAGCUGUUCUAUAGAGAGGUCGGGAAGCCGAAGAACACUCAGUAGGAAGGUUAAGCCGAAGCCAUAACGUUAUAUUUUCACGCAGGCUCAACGAAGGAAGAAUGUCGUUCCCUUACUUAACGCGUGUCAGCAUUUUAGUGAGAAAAACAGUAUGUCCUUGAAAAUUUCGUUUAGCAAUGACUUCCUAGAAUGAGGUGAAUGUAGGAAAGGUUAUAACUCUCUAACCACGUGUGUCAUUUUCAUUUUUACUUAGAUACUGAUGUCGGACUCUGUUCGCUCGGCGGUAUUGUUUUAUGGGAUUUCGAACUGAACUCUGGCGUGUAAAUACCUGCAUUUCUCUUUUUAUUUUCUCAUUGUGCGCGAACGUGUGGCUCUGUUUCCCGGUGAAGCAACCAUCACGCCGCGAGUAUUUUCUUGCUGACCUCAAGUUGUCUCUGAUCUCCUUACUGUACUUUCAAGCUGCGAGAAUGUCUUUGAGCCCGUCCAUCUUAAGGGCUUUUCACUUAUAGGCAACUCCUCUAAGAUGGACCGAGCCAAAAGCAGCGUUUCACACGCAUUUGUAGCGAUACAACAUUACGUACAGUACAUGCCAGCUGAGAAUCCUCACAUUCUCAUGGUUUCUCAACAACCACAACAUGUUGGGCACAUUCCAGAGAAAAUGACGUCAGCAAGCAUUUCGACCGCCUGUCGCCGCUAGCGGCGUAUGCUUGUGAUCCUGAUGUUCAUACGAUAUCUCUGUAACAUAUAGCAUCGUCAAGAAUGACAUGAAGUUUAUUUCUCCCAACACAGCACUGCUUGUACAAAACGGUAUAUUGUUGAUAGCCUGCUUAUUUAUUCGUUCGCCGUCGCUCUUGUUGGAUGAUUAACGGUUGAGUUUAAGAAAUCUAUGUGACGCCCCUUCAAUGAAGGCACCAUGUCGUCGUCGUGUAUGCAUGUGGUUUUCUUUUCUCGCCCGAGACAAUGUUUGCUGGUGUGAACAAAUGAUCCUGUGCUUAUGUAUCGCACUUAAUUUGCUUCAUUUUGCUAAGAGAGGACGAAUACUCACCGACAUACUGCUAGACUUAGAGAAAUCGUACGCUGAACCGCUUAGUUGGUGUUACAUUAGUCGUGUAUUAUGUGUAGUUUAUGAUGAUGUUGUGGCCGUUCCGAGUAACUGGUGGUAUAGAAUGUGAUCGCAGAAUCCUUGUGACGAGUUUUUGUCAUGAAGUGUGAUUCCUCGAGUUGUUGACGCGUAGCAUAGUGUAUCGAGUUAUAGCUUUGUAAGAAAAAAAAGUGAAACUUGCAAAACUGAUGAAGUGCUUGACAUUGUACAUUGAGACAAGAAGUUAUUUUGCAUAGUUAACAUUUUUGUAGAGCAUAGCACAUAAUUUCUGGAGCGGAGUGCUCCGCCGCUAGAGGCCUCCGUCGAUGAACAUGCACGAUCGCUGCCAUCUGAUAAUGCGCAUGGCAGCGCGUAGCGCUAAGUUUUAUCUGUACGGGUUUUUGUUGCGCCGCAUGCGUUCUGCUAGCAAUUUGAAAUAUCUGCGUUAGUCAUUCCAAGUAAGUGUUCAAUGUUCCAUUGCUCCUCGCACGUAGACUCCGAGAUCCGUAGUUCAUUCUUACUUUGUCCGCUCUGUUAAAGAUUUUGUUCGCGUGCUCGCAAAUGGAAUUUGUUUUCAUUAGAGCAUUUAAUAACGCUUCACAAUAUUCAACUCAUGGAUUUAUGUGGUACCAGUAUUUUAAGAAUAUUAAGGGCUUUGUUUUUCUUUUCUUAUUGGUUUUGUUCUUUUUCGCGGGUUCGGGGCUUAGUACAUGGCAGGUUACGCUUGUUGCCGUCAAACUAGUACGAUUAGUAUGAGUGGUAAGAAAUGAAUCGAGUGGCUGUAAUACCGUUUUACCAGCCGUGAAAGUCGUGUGCACUAGUCAGCAGUAGCCCACUCAAUGGUUUCUCACUGCAGUUUCGCGACCUUUCACUGUGUUACCCGGUCGGAGUUAUUGGCCUUAGGGUGUUAAAAAUUAAGUGAUGUAAGUAUCCGAAGCGCAAUGGUUUGUCCCUUACUAGGGCUUCGAACCUUAGCCCGGAAACUCGUCUGCAGAAGGACUCAGCGGUGAUCUCUGCCCCAGCGACGGGCGACUGAUUCCUGGAUUCGGCGUGUAUAUGUCUUUCCUCACAAAAUUUUUCGGGGGAAUACUUGUUUUCUGCGUGUGCUAAGAGCAAAAUAAUGCUCCCUGUGGCGCCUGCACUUCCUGGUGAUACACGCCCAUACCACUUUACCGCACCGGCGUGAGACUCGCGAAUAUGUAGAAUGUGCCUAAACACUAGCCUGAUGACUCUGUGUAACGCUCAGCAUAUGUGGUCGUAGAACACUCGAGUGUAAAUAGUGUACAUUAGUGUGUUAGCUGUACGUGUCUACCACGCUCUGAUUCCAUUUCUCUCACUCUCUCUCGAUCUCGGUGAAACCAGCAUGUCAGAGGCAGGACAUCACGUGUACAUUACGUGUAUAGAGAGUAAUUUUAUGGGGUCGGCGCUCAGUUGACUGGGGCGCAGGGUUGACAACUCUGUGUGCAUUUGUCUUUAUUACUUCUUUUUGUCGCUAACCAGGAGGAGGGUGUACACAUUUUUUCCCCUUUAAUCUUGAGCUUUGUGGCACACGGGCACGUCACAUGAUGAGUUGGUUGCAGGGCUGACAGGCAGUGAAUGAAUUCUUGUGAAUCUUGCGGGCAGUGAAUGAAAGGUAGCAAGAGUUAGUAGAGCUUAGUUUGUGUCUUGCGGGCAAGGGACUACCAGUGAGCUUCGCAACACGUGUACCUGCCGUGUCUACAAACUGUCUGAUCUUAUUUCAAGCAAACCGUGUGACAAGCAAUAGUUAAAAACUGUCGGAGCCGCGUAUUUAAAAAAAAAUUAUUUCUGUUGUCAGUGAUUGUGUCCACAUUCGGUCGUUAUGGUUUCCUCGUGACUUCGACGACGAUUCUGAGAUUUGUUGCAAUCCUUAACUGUGCGGCGAAAGCCAUCAUGUAUGAGCUUAGAAGGAUUAUGAGAUAAGUUGAUAAAAUAAAAUGAAUUGUAAAUGAGGAAAUGGACAGCAUGGUAACUGUGACACAAAAUGUUUUCACAGUUAAUAGUUUUUCUUUGCGAUCGGCAUAAUAAGCAGAUUGAAGUGCAAGCGCAGCCGUUAACAGUUUGCAGAAAAACCUCACAUGCUAGAUCUACAGACGAAAUCAGUCUUCGACAGCCUACCGUGAGGUGCAUAAUGGUCAGCACUGUUCUGACAAACUCAAUUGUGCGUUUAUUACAGUACAGUGAUCUGACAGUUGUUCAGUAGUUACGCGCUGACGCUAAUAAGAACUCGUCACACUGAGCGUAUGAGAAAAUUCGUGCAUCAAGCGGCAAACGUUCGUCAAGCCUAAAGAUCUCAAAACGAGAAAUUCCAGCUUGUGAACAAACCACUAUCGAAUGUGCCCGAGAGGCUGGUGGCGUACCAACUUCGAAAAUGCUUCGGACUGCUUUCGAUAGGUUGCUUGGUUUAGUUUAUUACGUGCUGCAUUGUCGGCGCUCUGGCCCGAAGAAAGAAGGGCGCGAUAUUGUUUCACGGUCUAGCGCUCUUGUAGUCACGUCAUUUAGCCAAAUACAGUUCAAUCUCUACUCGUUUAGUGCCGCAGCACCUCCGCGAAGCGUAUCCAAAACACCACGCCCACUUGAGCUCGUAAUGUUGCUGCUCGGAACCCGGACUCUGUAAAGCAAUAUCAGCAGCGUCAAAAACGAAACAUUGGGCAACGGCUGUCAUCUCCCGUACCGAUGCUGUUGCGUUGGCUGGUCAAUCAAGCUGUGCCGUAGUUGUGUAACACGAGUCUUGCCGAAGCCAUCUUCUAGGGCACGCCUACUUCAGCCCUUUCCUAUUUCUCCUCCUCCUCCUCCUGGAAUAUAGUCUUUCAUGAGGGGCGCGACGAGCGGCGAUGUUUCGCCAGCGGGAGGGGCCCGCGCUGUGACGGGCCCGCGGGCAGUCGGGAUCGAUCUCCUUCCGUCUUAUAUACUGUCGUACCUAACACUCGCUUCACAACACUCAUUGCCGCAUCAGAUUCGAACGCAUGCGCAUACUCCGUCUCUCCCCGUGUCCAGUGCGGCGUCGACGUCGCCGCCGUGCGUGCCGGGCAGCCCGCUUCCGAGAUCUGCACUGAAGGGGUGACCUCCGAGAUGACCGCACGACUGCUCGUAAUUUCGGAGGCCAUACUUAAAGGGAUGCUAAAGAGAAACUAAUUGGAGUUCAGACUUGUAGGUUGCAUGUAUUUUUCGAAACACUGGAUUUUAAUCUCGAGGGGGAAUGUGGUGUGGUUAGUGGAAGAGAGAGUGGAAACUAAUUUUUUCCAUUUGAAUAUGUCGCACCAAGCCAAGCCGCUUGAUCACGACAAUUAGGAAGUUUCGGAUUUCAUUCUAUUGUUGCACUUUCGGACUUCAAGUUUAUGAACGUUUUCCUGCUUGCAUUUGCUCACCUUCACGUGCAGUAUAAUUUUCGUUAGUUGAGAAAUAAUCCACCAUUCUCAGAACGACGAAGUCAAAAUUUAUGACGUCGCGGUACCUUCCUGCAGACAUUUUCAAUCAGCAGUCGCCCCCGCGAUGGUUUUUGCGUCCAUUACAGCUUAUCAACCAUCCGCUUACUGUACGAGUAAUAAGUGUAGUACUCGAGAUUUCAGCGUGCUCAUCAAGCUUCGCGCAAAAUUUCUCUUUGGCCUCCCUUUAAGCUGAAAGCUCACACUAGCCACCGGAUUUUGCUCGCCGCGCUGAUGAGAGCUCAGUGUAGGACUGCCAGUUGUUGGUGCAGAUGUUGGCGUCUUUGCGCGUCGUUGGGCUUGGUGACAGCGUUCUUGGCGGAAGCGGCUGUCCGACAACAGUUAUUGUAAAGAAAAAAUGAAAGUCGUCAGUUAGCACGGGUGCGAAUUUGGCGCUGUAAAGCUUACGUGUACCUUGUACCAGUGGAGGCGAGAACAGCAUUUAUGGUUGGACUUUCAAUUUGAAAUUGGUCAUUUCACUUUCAGUCAUAGAAAACAGUGUUUCGUGUUCGCCCUCAUAGUGUGUUUCGCAGUGAGCGAGUAGCUCACUGUAAACGUUGGUAGCCAAACUCAUCUGACCUCCAUAAGCGAAUAUAUAUAUAUAUAUAUAUAUAUAUAUAUAUAUAUAUAUAUAUAUAUCAACCCAGCUUAGUUAUGGUAACUAGGUUAAACAAUACCGAUUAUAUCUAACCCUACAGUGUUUUCGUACACCACAGCGGAUUUGCGAAAAUUCUCGAGAUAACCUCCAUGAACUUAUCUUUCUCUUUAAUUACCCGCUAUGAAACACUUCAUUUAAGUCUAUUCAACGCUCACUUACAAUCGUGUUUGCGUACUCUAAAGAGCUGUUUGCUUCCCCAGCUUUAUUUCGCUCAUCCGGUGCCUCGGUUCUGCCUCGGUCACGUGGAGUAUCCCAGCGUUGUCUUCUCGCCUGUGACGCAACAAGGUGACGUCAUCAGCCGCGCUCGCCGCUGCAGCCUUGUUCGCGACGCAAGGAGCGACGAGCACUCAUUGAGGACAGCACGAGACGUGUAAAUAGGCAAACACCACAAGGCGGUCGCACGCAAUAUAUGGACGGAACGCAAGGUGUCCUUGCUGGAUCGUGUGAUAACGUGUACAUAGACCUUUGAGCUCACCGUCAGCUACAAUUAGAGUGAGUACCGCGCCGAAGUGUGUAGGCUGAAGGCACCUCGCUUGUUUUUUUGGUGGAUAUUUUGCUGCAGCCCCACCGGGACGAUUCCGUAUGCAUUUCCAUAUAAUUGAGUCGAAGUUCUUGGGCUAUUCGGUACACGAUUUUUUUUUUGUAACCAUAAGUUUAGCGCGAAGUACAUGAUCUCACACGCAAGAAGACACUGGUCGAAUGCCGAUAGCUAUUUGUCAGUUGUCAAACAGUUUUAGUUACCGCUCGUCCUUCGUCUUUUUGUUGUAGGGGUCGUUUGCUUCGCACAUAAAUCAUGUAAAAAAAUCAUUUUCACGUGUAUUUCAGGCUAUUCGCACGGAAAAAUUCAUAAAUUUACACGGAUUCCACGACAUUCCCGCAUGAAUAGUACAGGAAACUGCGAUAAUAAUGCAUACGAAACCGUUUUGGUGUGGGGAGGUAUACCUGUGAAAUAUAUAUAGAUAUAUAUAUAUAAAGACCAGGUCGUUGACUGUUUUUGAGAGUCUCUAACGGAGAUAUAGAACGUUGGAAAUUUGAAGUGACACUAAAUGCAAGAAGUUUAUUUUUGAAGAGUGCUCUCGUUACGUCUAGCGGGUUUCAUUCGCGCAAGUAUAUUAAUGUUCAUUGUCUUAAAGUUUAAAUUAGUGUUUCUUUUGGGCGGCCACCUGUUCACACGCUUCUGUAGGUUUCUAAACAAAGUGAUCGGCGCAAUUUCGUUUAGCUUUUUUAUGAUUCAUUAAAUACUUUCUUGUCCGGCUGGAUUGUGUAAAAUAAACUUUUCAUGUAAAGUCUUAAUUCUUUCACAUUCGCAGUACUUCACCGACAUCAAUCGCGAUUGGUGGACAGAUUGGUCGCGAAUGUCAUGCUCGUUUUAUGCCGCUGCGAUUAAGUUCUGUUUCUCUUGAAAAGAGGUGCCUUUUGUGACUCUGUGUGAGCCAGCGUUGCUGUUGAACCGCUGUGAGCACAUGUACAUUGGAAAUGAUACAUCUGUACCUUGCGUUUGAUAGCUGAAUAAAAGAAGACAAAAAAAGAA
Molecule: messenger RNA, 10476 nt
Organism: Dermacentor silvarum
Lineage: Eukaryota; Metazoa; Arthropoda; Arachnida; Ixodida; Ixodidae
Product: sodium- and chloride-dependent glycine transporter 1
Exons: 14
Coding region: 1272-3314 (680 amino acids)
Biological process (GO): sodium ion transmembrane transport
Cellular component (GO): membrane
Source: RefSeq, a predicted model, not a curated record